Fulvia fulva is the source of this 840-nucleotide messenger RNA. RefSeq names its product ToMV susceptible protein tm-1(GCR26). The transcript is spliced from 2 exons. Gene Ontology annotation, molecular function: catalytic activity. The record is from RefSeq and is a predicted model, not a curated record. The coding region runs from base 1 to 840 and encodes 279 amino acids. Lineage: Eukaryota; Fungi; Ascomycota; Dothideomycetes; Mycosphaerellales; Mycosphaerellaceae.
AUGUCGCCCCCCACAGAUCGCAAGCAGAUCCUGGAAACGUUCCGCAAGCAGACACAAGAUAGUCGAGCGAUAGUAGGAGCAGGAGCCGGCAUUGGUCUUUCUGCCAAGUUCAUCGAGGAAGGUGGCGGAGACCUGAUCAUCAUUUACAACAGUGGGCGGUUUCGCAUGGCAGGUCGAGGAUCGCUGGCCGGACUGAUGCCAUACUCCAACGCCAACGACGUGGUCGUCGACAUGGCCAAGGAGGUGAUACCGGUCGUGAAGCAUACUCCAGUUAUCGCAGGCAUCUGCGGGACAGAUCCGUUCAAAGACAUGACUCGAUUGCUGAAGCAGCUGAAGGAACUGGGCUUCGCAGGCGUGCAGAACUUCCCCACUGUGGGAUUGAUCGAUGGCACCUUCCGAGCGAAUCUGGAGGAGACUGGUAUGGGCUUCGAUAUGGAGGUCGAGGCGAUUCGGAUAGCGCAUGAGAUGGACAUGCUCACCACUCCAUACGUGUUCAACGCUGAUGAAGCAACGAAGAUGGCCACGGCGGGUGCGGACGUUGUUGUUGCGCACAUGGGCCUUACCUCGUCUGGGUCGAUAGGUGCCAAGUCGGGCAAGAGCCUUGAUGACUGCGUGAAGGAGGUCCAAGCCAUCCGCGAUGCUGCGACGAAGGUCAACAAAGAUAUCAUGGUGCUGUGUCAUGGCGGACCUAUCGCGGCACCAGAUGAUGCAAAGUACGUGCUGGAGAAGGUCAGUGGCAUCCAUGGAUUCUUUGGAGCCAGCUCGAUGGAGAGGCUGCCGGUGGAGAAGGCCAUCACAGGCAUAACGCAGGACUUCAAGAGGAUCGCCGUCAAGCAAUGA